Messenger RNA from Myripristis murdjan (pinecone soldierfish), 6997 nucleotides. It is a transcript of the gene kirrel1b, whose product is annotated as kirre like nephrin family adhesion molecule 1b. Gene Ontology annotation, cellular component: cell-cell junction; plasma membrane. The record is from RefSeq and is a predicted model, not a curated record. Bases 261 to 2690 code for a protein of 809 amino acids. Lineage: Eukaryota; Metazoa; Chordata; Actinopteri; Holocentriformes; Holocentridae. The transcript is spliced from 15 exons. Gene Ontology annotation, molecular function: cell adhesion molecule binding. Gene Ontology annotation, biological process: cell-cell adhesion.
CGAGUGGAGGAAGAGCGGAGGCGAACAGAAGAAGAAGCAGAAAGCGCGUCGGCUUUUGUUUUGGUUUUGUUUGGGUUUUUUUUUUUUUGCCCCUUCUCCUUCUUCUUCUUCUCCUCCUCCUCCUUCUUCUUGUUUCUUCCCUUUGCUUCCCGAUGAUUAAAAGAGGAUUCCAGGGAAACUGACUCGGUCGGGAGGAAUUGAUGGUGUCUUCCCGGGGAAGCGGAGCCGAGCGGAGGAAUCUGAAUGCGCUCGGCUGAAUCAUGCCAGGGCUGUGGAUCCUAACUUUGGCGAUCACUCUGAACCAAGUGUCGUGCGUUCGCUUCUCCCAGGAGCCUGCGGACCAGUCGGUGGUGCUGGGAGAGCGCGUGGUGCUGUCCUGCGUCGUCUUCAACUACACCGGCAUCGUCCAGUGGACCAAGGAUGGACUGGCGCUGGGCAUCGGGGAGGGCCUUCGAGCCUGGCCGAGGUAUCGUGUGCUUCGAGUUCUGGACAUCGGCCAGUACAACCUGGAGAUCUCCAACGCUGAGCUGUCGGACGACUCCCUGUACGAGUGUCAGGCCACCGAGGCUGCCCUGCGCUCCAGGAGGGCCAAACUCAACGUGCUCAUCCCCCCUGAAGACCCGGUGGUUGACGGUUCCCCUGAGCUGCUGCUGAUGGCCGGGACGCCCUACAACCUGACCUGUGUGACCCGCGGGGCCAAGCCGGCAGCACACAUCCAGUGGACUAAGGAUGGAGUCACUCUGGAGGGAGCCCACCAGUCUACAGAAGUGUUACCGGACAGAAAGAGGGUGACCACCAGGAGCUACCUGCCCAUCACGCCGGUCGACACCGACACCGGCCGCAACUUCACCUGCGUGGCCAGCAACCCGGCCGUGCCGCUGGGCAAACGAGCCACCGUCACCCUCAACGUUCACCACCCUCCUACAGUAACUCUGUCCAUCGAGCCUCGCUCCGUCCUGGAGGGGGAGAGAGUCACCUUCACCUGCCAGGCCACCGCCAACCCUCCCAUCAUGGGCUACAGGUGGGCUAAAGGUGGUGUGCUGCUGGAGGGGGCGAGGGAAAGUGUGUUUGUCACCACGGCGGAUCACUCCUUCUUCACCGAGCCGGUUUCCUGUCAGGUGUUCAACGCCGUGGGAAGCACCAAUGUCAGCAUCCUGGUUGACGUACACUUCGGUCCCAUCCUGGUGGUGGAGCCCCGGCCGGUGACGGUGGACGUGGACUCGGAUGUGACGUUGAACUGCAAGUGGUCCGGAAACCCUCCGCUCACGCUCACCUGGACCAAGAAAGGCUCCAGCAUGGUGCUCAGCAACAACAACCAGCUCUACUUGAAGUCGGUGAGCCAGGCGGAUGCAGGCCAGUACGUCUGCAAAGCCAUCGUCCCCAGGAUCGGCGUGGGAGAGACCGAGGUCAUGCUCACUGUGAACGGCCCUCCCAUCAUCUCCAGUGAUCCGGUCCAGUACGCUGUCAGAGGCGAGAGAGGAGAGAUCAAGUGUUACAUCGCCAGCACCCCUCCACCCGACAAAAUUGUCUGGGCAUGGAAGGAGAACGUGUGGGAGAAGGAGAAGGGGACGCUGAUGGAGAGGUACACGGUGGAGCAGAGCAAGCCUCCGUCCCAGGGCGGCGCCGUCCUGUCCACCCUCACCAUCAACAACGUCAUGGAGUCCGACUUCCACUCGCCCUACAACUGCACCGCCUGGAACUCCUUCGGGCCCGGCACCAUGAUCAUCACCCUGGAGGAGAAAGAGAUUGUUCCAGUGGGAAUUAUAGCCGGUGGGACGGUGGGAUCCUCCAUUCUGCUGCUUAUGUUUCUACUGGCACUCGCCUUCUUCCUCUACCGCCAACGCAAAGGCAGUCACCGCGGGGUCACCCUGGGCAAACCAGACAUCAAGGUGGAGACGGUGAACAAGGAGACCCACAGCCUGGAGGAGGAGGCGGCUAGCGUCUCCACGGCUAACCGUAUGGUCAAGGCCAUGUACUCCCCGUUCAAAGACGACAUGGACCUGAAGCAGGACAUAAGGAGCGAAACCCUCGACAACCGGGAAGAGUAUGAGCUCAAGGAUCCAACCAAUGGCUACUACAACGUGCGGGCCACCACCCAUGACGAGGCGCGCCCCCAGUCCCGUGCCAUCCACUACCAGGGAGAGUUUCGCUCCCCGAACCCGAGCAGCGGGCCGACCGGCGCUACAUCCAGCGGGCCAUCGGCUGCCGCCAGCGGUGCAGUGCCCCCCAGUGGAGUGCCAGGGUCAAGGGCUGGCUGCUACGACCCACGCCCGCCUUCCAGGAUGUCCCACGCCAGCUACGCCCAGUUCAACACCUUUUCCAGAGCGGCGCAGAGCCAGCAAGCGCCACCCAAUCCGGCACUUCAGUCUCCUGGCGAUUACCCCGGAGACUGCGGUCUGUUGGACAGCAGCACUCAGCUGGCCUAUGACAACUAUGGAUACCCCUCCCAGUAUCCCAGCUACCGCAUGGGCUUUGCCCCGCCCAUAGAGGAGGGCCCAGCCUAUGAGAUGUAUCCAACGGGACAAGGGGUGGGGCAGGGGCCCGGGCAGGGGCCAGGGCCGGGGCCGGGGCCAGGGCAAAGUCCUGAAACAGGGCUGGGGAAAUAUGGAAGCUCCACUCGCUUCUCCUACUCGUCUCCACCCUCUGACUAUUCCCACAGACACACACAGAGGAUGCAGACUCAUGUGUGAGAAGCUCACACACAUGCGCCCACGUGGACUGUUUAUUGUGCAGCGGUACACACACACACACAUUUAAACACAGACACACGCACUGUUUGAAGACAAAAGACGUAGUUCUACCCUUCUAUACAUACUUGAACAUUCAAGAUUCGGAAUGCUGUUGCCAUAGCAACCAGUGCAUGGAAUUUGGUUCCGUUUCCCAACACGAGAAACACCAACAACAACGAUACAUCAACGUGCAGUAGUGAGCAACAUUGCAUACAAAAUUGUUAGCAGCAAUACAUACACACACUCCCACACUUUGGCUCAGACCUUCUAUUGUGUGCACUGUUACGCUCCAGCAACAGCAACAGCAACAGCAACAGCGAGAGCCACAAUCAAGAGAAGAGAAGCAAAAAGACAAAGAGAGAAAGAGAGCACUUUGUAGACAAGGGGGGGGGUGGGGGCCAUUAAGGAGGGCAGAGGAACCCUUUCCUCCCUCGAUUCCUCCUCUGGCUUUUGGACCAUCUCCCUGCAUCACCCCUUCCUCCCAUCCCAUCUCUGUAAAUAAGCGAAAAUUGGGUCCUUUUUGGAGUAAGUAUUAUUUCCUUGUACAAACCUCUCCAGUAUACAGUGCGAUGCAGUACAGUGACCUACAGAAGACCUACCUGUAAUCCACAGCUUUUGCAAUCUCUGACUCUCACACAGUCCAAACACACACACACACACUUUAAAAAACAAAACAAAACAAAACAAAAAAAAAACACGUGUUUCUAUGUAUUGCAGCAAUGGGGCAGCUUGGACUCUAUAUAUCAGGCACUUUUGAAUCCCUUUGUCACCGUACGCACCUAGAACACUGCCCAGCAGCCAUGGCAUACAAGAUCUACCUUUAUGGGACAAAGGUUCAAAGUGGGACAGAGGUUUGUAAGGCGGUGCAGUGACUGACCAGAGUGCCAAUGAUUAUGUGCCAGCACGCACAAACUAUAAAAGUGUGUGUCUCCCUUCGCUACGGAGAGGACAGUGUUCUUGGCAAUGACAGGUUUUGUAUAUGUCACAUCUAAGAGGACAGGAAAGGAGCGGUAGCAAUUGUCUCAAAAUGCUCCUUCCCUCAUCUCUCAUUUUAUACACCAUAAUACAUUUCUAUAUUCCAGCGUUUCAUUCACUUGAGGUCUAUGCUGUAUAUUUGUGAAUUGGGGCAGGGGGGCAAAAACGCGCUUUUGCAUUGAGUGAAUUUCUGCAGUUUGUACAAAAAAAAAUACCUCCCCUACCUUGAAGUGUCAAAAAGUAUUUGUUUCUCUCACUUGCACAGUAGAGUAGGACUUUUUUUCCAUAUUUAUACCGAAACUUAUAAAAAAUUGCAUUCAGAAACAUUUUAUAGUAUUUUUCUAAGGAGUUGUGGACCAAAGGUUCAGAGUUUUGGGUGACAUUCACUUUUUUAUGUUUAAAGGUUUCUGUGUCGAAGUGAUUGUUGUCGGAAAUGUUGACUUUCUUAGAAGUGAUGGGUGGUGUUUUUAAAGGGGAUGUUGUAGACUUAAAAUUAGACUUUUGAAGAGUUCCAGUCCAAAACGCUGCAUAUCCACUUUGAUGGGCGAAAGCUCAUCAUUCAAUACCUCCAAAUUAUAGACGGUCCAGUUGGUGAGGUGUUACGGCAUGGACCUAACUUGAUUCCAUCCCACUAAAAAUCAGUAUAAUUUUUGGCUGUCAAUCAUUUUGUACGAGUAGGUGUCACUUCAUUUAAAUGAUGGAUACCUCACUUUGGAAUGAAACUCUUCACUUGAUUCCCAGCCAUCUGACUGGGCUGCCUUUUUCAAACGUGUCGACGACAUUCAAAAUGAUGGAUGGAUGGCUAGCUGUUUAAAAUGCCCGCUCACUUUGGGGACUGUUGUGACCCGCUUUUAGAGAUGAGGACGUUUAAGUGUAGCGUAACAUAUCAAAAGGAAGGUACGUUAAUCAUGGAAGGCAGAGGAUUCAAUCUAGCUCAUGCGGUACUUUAUGCAUUCAUGUGUAAGUAUGUUGGUUUCCUCACCACAGCAGAAAAUUCAGACGUAUUUUGUUUCCAAGAUUUACCCAAUAUAUCGUAUUAGAGUAGGUACGUACCACUUAUACAGGUACAUAAUAAUCAGCAUUUUUAAAAUAUUGGUGCUCUAACCUGAACUUAAAGAUGCAGCUGUACAAGUCCCAAGUUUACUCAAUCAUCACUACACUAAUGCUGAAGUGUUUUCCUCUCUGAGAUGAAAUCAAAAAUUUGGUUCAGCCUUCAGAGACAUAAGGCAGAAUCUGACAAGCAAUUGUUGGAAACACAAUCGUUUGCAUUACAGUAAAAUUAUUCUGGUGAACUAUAUAAUAUCCAACUCUAUGUUUACACUGCAAGCAACUUUUUUGAUGGGUCGCUCCAUUGUGACUGAUUUUUUAUGCAGUGCCAGAGGCUCCAAGAGGCACCAAUGUAGUAAUCUUAGUUGGUUUUGCCUUUUGUGACAUUUCGAUCAAUAAAUAUAGCUAAAUAGGUAGCAUUAGUAGAACAAAAAUUGAAAUAAAUUACUCAACAGUGUUUACCAUUGUAAGCACUGCUCUUGAAGAUUUGGUUUUUGUGGACAGUCGUGAGGUGGCAGCUUUUAAAGUCCAUAAUGAACUUCUUGUCCAUUUCGCACUUGCUUGUCAGAACUAUUGUUCAUCAGAUGAAGUCACAUCAGGAAGGAAACAACGCAGCGCAGAAAUCUGAUUGGCCAUCGACGACCAGUGACUGUGAAAAAGCAGCCGUUCAACAAAUCAGUUGAGUCUGCUGGUCGAGGACAUGAGUGGACUUUCUGUGACCUGCUUGUGUUGCUCGCAGUGUGAAUGUGGAAUAGCAAACAACCGGCCAUGCAGUUACUGUGGUACUAAUGAAGGACAAGUGGACAAUGGAGGGGGGUGGGGCUUCUACCAGAGCUCCUACUGGCUAUAGUAGUGAUUUAUUGUGGUACUUUUAUGCCUGUGAAUGAGGGUGGAUUCAACUCUGGUCAUCACACCAUCUCACAACUUCACCUUGGACAUUGACAAUCAUCGCUCCAUGGCAGCAGCGUCCGUCUUCACUAUGAACCGAGCCUGAAAUUAAAAAGGCUCCAUCUCCGCCUGUUGUACCUUUGAGGUAGGAAAGCAACAACCUAUCCAUAUCCCACAGAGUCAAACUAGCAUGACCUUUUUCAGUUGCAGUCAGUUUGUAAAGGGGCAUUGAGUAAUAUAUUCAUUCAACCUCCAUCAGCACCACAAAAAAUGUUCAACUUUUUUAUGGUGUUUUUAUGGCCUCUCUGCUUUACCGGACUGUCAGAGGCUAGUGAAGAGUGACAGGCCGCACAGAGAGUUUCAAAGGCCAGAAAUGUCAGCACCUGGCAAAGUAAUUGUUGAGUCAUGGGUAUUGAUUAACUAUCCAGUCAGCCCCAGGCAGACACUGUAUAUUCUGUUUUUUGUGCUGUCAGGCAGUAAAAAUCAUACUUACUGGCUGUCUGAAUAAGCACUCUCACAAAUCUAACCACAGCCACAUAAAAGGACGUGUUUGCGGGGCAACAUUAUGUCAGUAAGGAAAUUUUUGACCAAAAUAUCAGGUGGAAUCUUACAGCUGCAAGGUCACCAUAUAAACCGUUUCAGUAGUUGUGGAAAGAGGAACGGCAGAUGGAGCGGAGCACCGUUUUAAAUUUAUAUGGUUCUCACAGCCUUGGUACUGCAUACUAUUACCUCUUUACAGCCCUUUUACAGUGUUGUAACUGCAGUGUUUUGCAUCAGACUUGCAAUGUCACGAUGACCUUGUGCAGGAUGAGUAAAUUCGACACAAAGCACUGGGGCCAAUAGAUGCACAUCCAGGCCGUCCGGGUACUUGCAGGUACAGCUGACUUGGUAGUGAUGCUACCAAGUCCUCUUUAGGUCUGUUAGCUGUACAAACUUAUAAACUGUUACCUCUCUUACUGCCUGUUAACACUGCAAAGACAUUAGAGACAAAAUGUUGUGGCAAAUAUCAGGACAGGCAAAACAGAGGUCUCAAUUUGGUUCACCAAUUUAAACCCACACGGUUUGGACUCGACAUGCAUCUACUCUAGGUUGUUAAGUGUGUUGCCUGCUUCCUGGUGUAUACCUAUCAACAAGGUGUCUUCGAAUACAAUUUACUCUCCAUCCUUUCCUCUUUCCCCAGUGAUAUACCAAUAGCAAUCUCCCACCUCCCAAAUUCAGAGGUUGGACUUCAGCGUUUUGAAAAGCUCAUCACAAAAUCUUAAACCUUUCUCUCAUACCUCUCUUCCGAAUCUCACCUUUUUUCUUCCAGAAAACAUAUGGAAUAGGUCAGCGCUCUAGCUUGUAUAUAAAUGUGUGUA